GUUGAGGGUGAGAUUGGUUCGGGCGGCGUCCACCAUUUUCAGGAACAAUAAAGCUGUGACGUUGAUGGUGGAUAUGUCUCUGUGGCAGGAAUUGAAGGCCGUUUUAGUCGUGAAUGCCGGCCAACUUUGA
Molecule: messenger RNA, 130 nt
Organism: Acaulospora colombiana
Lineage: Eukaryota; Fungi; Glomeromycota; Glomeromycetes; Diversisporales; Acaulosporaceae
Source: the annotation of a GenBank genome assembly